AUGGUUAAGCACUUCACCAAGGUCGUAUACAAGCCCGAUACCCAGUCUACGGACGAGUUCACCGUCAUCGUCAACCCCGCCGAGUACAAGAAGUGGAAGGAAGGAGAGGUUGUUGACUCUUUCGACAUUUUCUUCUCAAAUCAGGGUAGCCAAGGUAUCCUAGGAAAGCCGUCGAAACAGCAAUUAGAGAACGUCUUCGGUGUCAGCAAGGAUGUUGAUGUUAUCCCCAUAAUCCUGAAGGAAGGAAAGGAGCAAGCCGCCGAGGGUAUAAACACGGGCAAUGUGGCGACGAACGCAGCAAAGGGUAGUGCGGUGGUGGACAACAAGGGUAAAGGACUACGGGGUAUCUAA
Messenger RNA from Gloeophyllum trabeum ATCC 11539, 351 nucleotides. RefSeq names its product FYSH domain-containing protein. The coding region runs from base 1 to 351 and encodes 116 amino acids. The record is from RefSeq and is a predicted model, not a curated record. The transcript is spliced from 4 exons. Lineage: Eukaryota; Fungi; Basidiomycota; Agaricomycetes; Gloeophyllales; Gloeophyllaceae.